Molecule: messenger RNA, 138 nt
Organism: Paramecium tetraurelia
Lineage: Eukaryota; Ciliophora; Oligohymenophorea; Peniculida; Parameciidae
Exons: 2
Source: RefSeq, a predicted model, not a curated record
AUGAAUUAAAUAUAUUUUUACAAUUUAAGAACUUCUAUCAGAAAAUUAGGUUGGGAAGAUUUGGUAGCCAAGAACUAAACGGAGAAAUUGAAUGAAUUUGUUGCUCAAGUUGUUUUUAUGAAAUAUUAAAUAGAGUGA